Lytechinus pictus (painted urchin) is the source of this 3701-nucleotide messenger RNA. RefSeq names its product atrial natriuretic peptide receptor 1-like. Gene Ontology annotation, cellular component: plasma membrane. NCBI's taxonomy places the organism in Eukaryota, Metazoa, Echinodermata, Echinoidea, Temnopleuroida, Toxopneustidae. Gene Ontology annotation, molecular function: adenylate cyclase activity; guanylate cyclase activity; peptide receptor activity. The record is from RefSeq and is a predicted model, not a curated record. Gene Ontology annotation, biological process: cGMP biosynthetic process; intracellular signal transduction; receptor guanylyl cyclase signaling pathway. Bases 10 to 2271 code for a protein of 753 amino acids. The transcript has 18 exons.
GGAAAUGAUAUGUGCGAGGAAGCGGAGGGAGAGACGUGUUCAAUAUGUCCUGCAGACUGCGGACGAUGUCCGUUAUCGACGGGGGCACUCGCGGGGAUCAUAGCCGGCUGUGUCGUGGUUGUUGGCAGUUUCUGCACCGUAAUAGGGUAUUUUUACUGGCGACAGGAGAAGAUGUUUUGGGACGAGAGUUGGAUUAUCAAUUACGAUGAUAUCAAACCUGACACCGGUCAACGCGGUUUUGGCGGGAGUGUCAUCAGUAUCCGAGGAGAUUGUGAUACAUCUGCAUCUAGUGUGUCUGGCUUUGUACAUACAGCUCAUCAUAAACAGGUCUUCGCACAAACGGGAAUAUAUAAUGGCCAAACAGUAGCAGUAAAGAUGAUCGCCAAAAAUUCAUUUGCUCUUGACAAAAGGAUACGGAAGGAAGUUAAACAAGUUCGUGACCUUCAACAUUCGAACCUUUGCAAAUUUGUUGGAGGAUGCAUCGAGGUGCCAAACGUAGCCAUUAUCACAGAAUAUUGUCCGAAGGGCGCCCUCUCCGAUGUACUCUUAAACGAAGAUGUGCCUCUCAACUGGAGUUUUAGAUUUUCAUUUUGCAUGGACGUAGCUCGGGGGAUGCACUACAUGCACAACAACAAACUCUACCACGGGAAACUGACGUCAUCAAAUUGCGUUGUGGAUGACAGAUGGGUGGUGAAGAUUGCAGAUUAUGGGUUGACAACAUUCAGAAACCAAGAAGGGUCACAAGCAAACACAGGAGGAUACAGAUCGAAAGCCAUGCAGGUUUAUCUUCCUCCGGAGAACAGAAGUAAUACAUAUACCCUGGUUUCACAAACUACAGAUGUAUACAGCUAUGGAGUAAUUCUCGUUGAAAUAGCCUCAAGAAAUGAGGUGAUACCCGAAGAUGAUUAUCCCUUGGAUGAGACGUGGAGACCGCCCUUACCAGACCUAGAAAUUGGAGAUACUACAGAUGAUGAAAGGUGUCCAUGUCCGACAGAUUAUCUAGGUCUAAUUGAACGAUGUUGGAACAUCAACCCCGCCCAGCGUCCUCACUUCUCACAGAUUCGGCAGACCCUACACAGCAUAAACCCUAGCAAGCUGAGUCCUGUGGACUUGAUGAUGCAGCUUAUGGAGAAGUACUCACGGCAUCUCGAAUCAAUCGUCGCCGAGAGGACGCAAGAUUUAUUGCUGGAGAAGCAAAAGACAGAUAGACUACUUUACAGUAUGUUACCACAGCCAGUAGCAGACGACUUGAGACAAGGAACUACUGCUAAGGCGGAACAAUAUGAAUCAUGUACUAUUUUCUUUAGCGAUAUUGUAGGUUUCACAAGUCUUUCCAGUACGAGCUCACCGUACGAGGUGGUAGCACUGCUCAACAAACUCUAUGUCACUUUCGACUCAAUUAUUGACAACUAUGAUGUCUAUAAAGUCGAAACUAUUGGCGAUGCAUAUAUGGUGGUAUCGGGAGUCCCGAAAAAGAACGGUCACAAGCAUGCGGGAGAAAUUGCUAGUAUGGCCCUUGAUCUGGUCGAAGUAUGUGAGACAUUCGUCAUCCCUCAUCGGCAGGACCAGAAGCUAAGGAUUAGAGCGGGAAUCCAUUCAGGUUCGGUGGUAGCGGGAGUGGUCGGCCUAAAGAUGCCUCGAUAUUGUCUCUUUGGAGACACCGUAAAUACAGCCUCUCGGAUGGAAUCAACAGGAGAAGCACUCAAAAUCCAAGCAAGUGAAUUCUGUGUCAAUCUAUUACAAGAGCUGGGUGGCUACACGUUAUCUGAGAGAGGGGAAAUGCCAGUGAAGGGCAAGGGGGUAAUGGUCACGUACUGGGUGGAGGGGAAGACGGAACGGAGAAGCAGCGGCUCAGACGACAUCAGAGCAGACGCACAAAUCAUAGACUUAUCGCCUUCGCCGCACCAUCACAAGAUGGAGGCCGAGGAGGACCAACAUGCGCAGCCUCCGACUUACCGACAAGUCACAAAAAACAAUUUAACUGCCAAUAGUGUCAACAGUGUGUACCUGGAUGAGGACGAUCCGGCGAAUAACAAUGUCACGACGCCGUUACGCGGGCCGGAGAACGGCGACGCCAUUAACAUGGUGAAACCCGGAGUGAAGAAGCCGAACUCGCCGUCGGGCGGAAACAGGAACAGCCACAUAACACUUCCGGAUGGUAAAACGACAAAAAUAAAGACCCACUCCAACAAUAUUUCUUUGCCAGGUUCUGUAGACGAUCAGCAAGAUGAGUCGGAGACAGCUUGCCUCAUCCGCGAAAGUGUACUCUAGUGGCGCCAACUCAUAAUUACCACGUGACCCGACUGGAUUAGCCAAUGGGAAGUGAGAUCAGUACAGGAUCGAUCAGCUGAGGGCGCUCCCUUCGCUUAACUAAUAAGUGGCGUUCAGUUUGUUCGCGAGUUCAUUCUAAAGAUAAGCUAUUAAAACCCACCAUGUGUGUGAACGCGAUAUGAAGGGGAGCAGAUUGUAACGCUGUUCAUGGUGUUUCAAAUGGCUAAAUUAUAUAAGGACAGAAGGAAGAAACUAUAUUUCUUCACAUGAAUGGAAAAUGAAAAAGAUCGGUAUAGCGGGCGAUAAGUAAGGAAGCUGAAUUCCUCAUGGAAGUCCGGAUGCAUUUCCAAUAAUUGUCCUAUGCUUAAAAUUUUGGUAGUUUUGCUAAAAGCUAUGCACACACACAAAAUAUCUAUGCGAUGAGCCCACAGUACAUGUAUAGUCAUUGGAUACUGAUAAACGCCUAAGUCUGCCGGUUCAGACAGUAUCAACAGAAGUAAAAAAGAAGAGAUCUCUUCGCAGGUUGUCGGCCAGUCAUUUAAUGCAUAAACAGAAGUCGGGCCGUUAUACCGACGUAAUCAAGACGUAACAAGGUCGUUUGCAACGCAACGAUUACAAAUCAGAUUGACUCGGCUUAAGUGGUUGAAUAAUGCGAUCUUAUUGGUGAAUAAACAGUUCAGGAUGAUGCAGCUGUGAGAGAACUGAUCAGUUUGUUGUCAUUCCAGCGACAUUCAUUGGACACAUCGCAACAGAGACGAUUCGUCCACUCCACGUCAAUUGACUCAUUUGAUGCUAUUAUGGUGUCAGCUUGAUUUGCCAUACCGUAACACUGAUUCUUCUCGAAUUCACCGUUACUUUGGGUACUACAUUAAAUAUGUCAAUGAUCAAUGGCAUUGCUUGUGUGACUAUUGUUUGUGCGGUACCGACUCUAAAGCGACAACUCUACGACGCUACUGAGACCCCAAAACCGUUGGGUUUGCCGUUUAUCAGAUGUUGCCCUGGUCUUGCUGGCGUUUUUUAGGAUAAUGGCAGAAAGGAUUUCGAGAGGAUUGUUUAAAAUUCGUAUCUUAAAUAUCUAUGAUAAUUAUCUAAGAAGUCAUACAAACUCGCACAAAAAGAUAUUGAUGUAGUUUCUUAUUCACCUCCAUGUCACUGCCUUGCCAACAUUAGUUUGAUCUUUAUUAUUGCAUAUUCACAUGCCUCAUACACCUAUCCGUCCUUCCUUUCGCCUUUUAUAUUGGACAAUAAUUGUGUUUAAUAUAAACUAUUUUUUUUCAAAAAUGACCUUUCCUUUAUCUCCAUCAUUUUGUUUAUCUUUUCAUUUUUUUUUGCUUUCCCCAAUUUCCUCAAUCUCCCCUCUCUUUUUUCUCUCUCUCAUUCCCUCUCUAUCUCUUCCUCUAUUCUAUCCAUUCCUUUCUGUAUUUUUAAAA